Molecule: messenger RNA, 1882 nt
Organism: Cladocopium goreaui
Lineage: Eukaryota; Dinophyceae; Suessiales; Symbiodiniaceae
Source: the annotation of a GenBank genome assembly
AAGGCUUCAGGGUACAUCCCUGCGGGGCGAUGCGGGCCCUGCUUUGGCUGGGUUUCCUGGUACCAUAUGUUGAAGCAGGAGUCUUUGGGUCACCAGCCCCUUGUCAUGAUGAGGCGAGCUGUAAGGUUAGGCUAGACACAUUGACAUCCAAGCUGGAUGAAUUACGCGAUGAGAUGCGAGGUAAACACUUGGCGCUCCAAGCGCUGGAGGAGAUUCGCGGUGGGAUCCUCUCCGGCCGCCGCGUAGAGCUGCCAUCGGCACAGCGCCAGCAUCUCGAGCGGGGCAGCCCCAUGAUCAGCGAAGUGACGUUUGAUGCAAGGCAUCGUCCGGUUUCCACCAAUGUCUCCAGACAUUUUCAGUCCCAGCGGGUCAUUGCAGCGGAUCUCGAGGUACAGCACCAUGCAUUGCUGCACCUUAAGAAGUCCCCGGGCUCGAAGUCUGCAUCUGCACUGUUGGUGCUUCUCGACUCACAGUCCAAGUUGUCUAUCUACUCCUUGGAGAACGAGCCGCUGCUGGAUCGUUUCGAUUUGGGGCAUGAAGGCAAGGUCGUGCAGCUGGAGUUGUCACCAACACAGGAAAACCACUUCGUAGUCACAGUCGGCGAAGAUAAUGAUGUUCGUGUGCACAACAUCAAGAUCAUUGCCAAGAAGCAGAAGCCUGACUCUCCGAAAGAGCAAGGCAGCGAGAAGGAUGAGGAACCAAAGGAAAAGCCGAAGGACAAGGAUGCUCGGAUGCUGAAUGUCACAGCCAGCCUGGCCUCGCAUUUCUCUUUGUCCCAUGGCGAGCUGGAAGAGACGCGGAAACUGAACGUAGUGCUUCCCAUUGAGAGGGGAUCUCAGACGUUCUUCAUUGCAGGGGACUCCCUUGGUGGCAUUUCUGUCUUCUUCCGCAACGGCACCAUGCGCGGCAGAGUGCGUGUUACAGAAGACCCAGGAGGUGUCAAGGGGCUGAUCCGUGCUCAGGGACAGCAGCAAGUGCUCUUCUACAGCAGCCAUGCCUUUGGUUUCUUUUCCCCAUCUCAAGUUGAUCUCCAGUACCCACCGUGCACCGGCUGGAACAGUCCACUCUACGACCUGGCCAUGGAGCCUGGAUACUCGACAGGGAGAGUACUACUCGCUCUACAAGACGGCGACGUCUUGGUCUACGCAACGACGCGUGGCAAGAGCAAGGCCUGUGACCUUGCAUUGAAGUUCCCACAUGUCUCAGUCUUGCCUUUCAAGCUACACAGCUUUAGAGGUCAUGUCAUGGCGGUAGCCACGCCUCUUGCAGAGAUGCAGAAGAAGGACGAGUAUGUCCGGGAGAUAUUCUUCUUCAACAUGGCGGCCAUGGAGAAUGGCUAUGGCUCCUCUCCAUCGAGAGCUAUCACUCUUCAGGCCUCUUUCAAGCCGAAGCAGCCAGAGACACUGGCCAUGCUGGGCCAACCUGCUGGACCUGCAGGUGAAAAGGCCAAAUCACAAGUGGCAAUCCGUUUCAAAGAUGCCAAAGGGGUCGAGUUGUAUGACCUCACUCUCAGGACCCCACCGCCGCCCAAAGCUGCGGCGGAUAGUAGCAGCAACUCUAGUGGCUGGGACAUGAACAGCCUUCUCAAUUGGUUCCCAAAAGUGGGGGUCUUUGGCAUUGCGUUGAUUGGUGUCAUCUUCUGGAACAUCAAGAAGGUCUCUGGCCAGACAUCUUCAGGCCCUGAGGCUGAUGAUUUCGAUGAAGAGCUCUUCAAGGAGAAACUGCGGGAACGUCGGGCAAAGGCCCAAGACAAGGAGAAAGAGCAGCAGGAGCAUGAGGAUGCUGAUUGAUGUUCGAUUGCUUGGUGUUUGCCACGCGCUGUAGCUAGAUUUGACUCAGCACAAGGCUGGAUAGCAAUGCCGGCACUCGAACUCAACUUGUA